ACCAGGAGGGUGGAGGCAGUCCCAGUCUGCAGGGGACAGGGAGCACUGCCCACAAUCUUCUUCUCCUGCUGCUGAGCCCUGGAACACUCAGCCUGAACAAGUGGCCCCUCCUUAACUGCAUCUUCUCAGCCUCCCCCGCCUGCUCAGCGAGCCGCCUCCACAGCACAGACCAGGCAGGGUCCCCUCACUGUGCCACUUCGCCUUCCUGAGAGAGGACCAGCCCACCAGAGCCAGCUGACGAGGAGGACAGAGCCCAACAGCCGCUCCUGAAGAGAAUGGAAGGGUUCCAGAAGAGCGGAUAUGGAUCUAUGGCUGAAGGUGGAGUGAAAGAUAACCAUUCUGCAGCAUCGCCCUCAUUGAGGAUCCUCCUGGUGGGCAAAACAGGCAGUGGGAAAAGUGCCACCGGGAACAGCAUCCUUGGCCAGCCAGUGUUUGAGUCCAAGACAAAGGCCCAGGCUGUGACCAGGAGAUGCCAGGGGGAGACAGGCAUGUGGGGUGGGAGGAACAUCCUGGUGGUCGACACGCCCUCCAUGUUUGAGUCAAAGGCCCAGACCCAAGAGAUGUACAAGGACAUCGGGGACUGCUACCUGCUCUCCGCCCCAGGGCCCCACGUGGUGCUCUUGGUUACCCAGCUGGGGCGUUUCACGGCCCAGGAUGUGGCAGUGGUGAGGAGGGUGAAGGAGGUCUUUGGGGUAGGGGUCAUGAGACACAUGGUCAUCCUCUUCACCCACAAGGAAGACCUAGUGGGCGAGUCCUUGGGUGAGUAUGUGGUGAACACGGACAACCAGAGCCUGAAGGGCCUGGUGCAGGAGUGCGGGAGGAGGUGCUGCGCCUUCAACAACCGGGCGGAUGGGGAGCAGCGUCGGGAACAGUUGGCGACGCUCAUGGCCGUGGUCGAGAGGCUGGACAGGGAGCACGAGGGCGGCUUCUACAGCAACGACCUCUUCCUGGAGGCCCAGCAGCUGCAGCGACGCGGGGCCUGUGAGGAGGACUCCAGGCUGUACCUGGCCAAGGUGAGGGGACAGCUGCACAAGCAGGAGCGAGUGCUGAAGGAGACGGACAGGCCCUGGGUGGUCAGGGCGCUCCUCAGACUCCGAGACUACAUGGCCUCUCACAUCAUAAUGUCUGCCUCUCUUAUUAUCUGUGCUUUGAUUCUUCUUGCUGUUUUAAUUAACUCGUGUAUGACUUAUGGGCAAUAAGCAUUUUCAGGUGAUUUCUACGGCCAGCUUUGAUUAUCCAGAGCCACCGUCUCUGUGUAGUGUGCAGGGCACUGUGCAUGUCACGUAAUUUCACUCUGAUUUUCUUCCUUGCAUCAGAUAUGUCAUCCGUUUUCCUGCAAGCACUUUUAUGUGAAU
Molecule: messenger RNA, 1355 nt
Organism: Cynocephalus volans (Philippine flying lemur)
Lineage: Eukaryota; Metazoa; Chordata; Mammalia; Dermoptera; Cynocephalidae
Product: GTPase IMAP family member 5-like
Exons: 3
Coding region: 276-1199 (307 amino acids)
Cellular component (GO): endoplasmic reticulum
Molecular function (GO): GTP binding
Source: RefSeq, a predicted model, not a curated record